AUCAGGCGCCCAGGGCGAGGCCUGGAAGGACAUCGAGGCCGACGAGGUGGACCUCGCGAAAAAGGUGUCCGAGGACGGCGGCCCCAGCCCUGUCGACCGGGGGCAAUGGGGCGGGAUCGUGGAGGGGGGCGCUCCAGACACGCUCGUGCUCUUUAGGCUGAAGCCCGCGCAGACGAAUAAGAGGGCGCCAGGCCCAGGGGCCAUUCGCAAGCGUGACUUGAUGCCCGCGGCGAAGAAGCGGCCCAAGGGCCGCCGCGUCAUUCUGCACGCGGACGGCGCCAAGAGUUACAGGGUCAAGUUGGGCGGCGUGGAGCACGACUGCGUCGUCCAUUGCCGCAAGCGCGCCAAGGUCAACGAGAAGUGCAUCUGGGCGAGGCCGAAGUGCGCCAAGCCCCGCUUCCACAACAUUGCCGAGGACGGCGCGCCCAAAAAGAAGUUGUGGGCGAUGGCUGGGGCGCAGGUAAUCGACCGUUGCUGGCGCGGUCUCCGCAGGCACCUCGGCAGCGUCAAGGUCGUGAAUACAAAGCUUCUCCGCCAGAAGAUCCGCUCGUUCCAGUGGGAAUACUGGAACCGCGGUGCCGACUACUGGCAGUGCACGGGGGACAUGUUGAGCGACUUGUGGCACAAGGGCGUUUCCUCUGUGGGGCAGGUCGCAUACGACGCUGCCGGCGACGGCAAGCUGACCGCCGAGGAGGCGGGCUUGAUGGUCAGCGGGGGCAAGUUUGAUUAUCACCCUUCGAAGUGCGUCAAGAAGGACAGGUUGUCUUUCGAUGGUGACCAUGCAAUUUUCGACUUCCCCUUGGUGCCGAUCGCGAAUUCGAGCACUGUGAAGUCCAUGGCAUUCGCCGACGUCGCGCCCAACUACGCGGGCCCAGUUGACGUCGAUAAGGUCCACGAGUUGUGCUGCAGUGGUAAUUUCACGGGCUUGCAGGACCCGUUGCUGUUCAUCAUGCGCGAGAAUCCCGCGGACCCUGAGUGCUCCACCUACCGCAUCCUCAAGAUUGUCAGCUUCAAGAAGAACAGAGUCGACGCUUCGACCACCUUGAGCUGCGCCCGCGGGGGCCCCCACAAGAUCGACUACGGCAAAAACUUCAGGUCGGGCUCGAUUGUGUUGUUCCACUUCAUGUUGGAGAAGCUUGAGGGCUACCAGAUACGCCCCCCCCACCUUAGGUACUGCACGAUCAAGCCGCAGCACGAGCGGAAGCAGCCGCUAGAGCAUGAUGAGCGCACGCAGGGGUGCGCGUCCAUCCGCGAGCACGGCCCUCGUAGUAACAACAGAAACCAGUUCAUGGAGUGGGCCGACGCGGAGGAUUUCGCGGGCUGGUUCCUCAACGGCGUCCUCAAGUUCACGAUUGGCACCCUCAAUUUGCACGGGGUCUUGUGGAUCGGGAAGUCCAGGGCCAGCAAGAGCAACGGCUCUAAGACUUUGGCCUGGACGCACUCGGCGUGCAGCAUCCAGAAGAAGCGGUCCGCCGGCGACGUCGCCUUCCUCACUGUCAAGCAUAUGGAUUUCUUCAAGGGAGAGCCGACGACGGACGUCCAUCCUGGGAUUUUCGACGACGGCCUCCCGCAGAAGAGGGCGGCGCUGGAUGCCGCGACGCGCAGCAAGUGCGACUUGGACCGCUGCAAGAAGAUCGUCGCCCCGUCGCUCGAGGAGGUGAAGACCGAGGAGGACUUCAAUGCCAUCCUCGCCAGGUCGCACUUCGUCGCGGUCGCGGACCUCGGGGUGCACUGGCGCGCGGCGCCCGCAGAUCUGGAGGACGGCGCCGACGAGGUGCGGGACACGUCGUCGCCCGCUGUCCGCCCGCCCCCUUCAGACUAUGCCGACAAGAUGGAAUGGUCAAUCGGCCACAUGAGCAGUCUGGUGGGGGGCCGUGACGUACCCGCGGUUGCGACGGUCCGCGUUGCCCCGAUGUUUGGUGAUGGCCCUGGACGCGCGGUCUCAGUCGUCGGCAGUGGCAGGAUUUCGGGGUUCGUCAAGCCAGGCGCGGCGGCAAGCGCAUCGCCCACCCCCGCGGCCGCUUCGGCGUCUCGUUCCGAUGGCGCGGCAGACGCGCCAGCCGGCGCCGCUUCGGCGUCUCGCCCUGACGACGCGGCAGACGCACCAUAUGAGGACGACGUGUUCGGUCUCGGCGGCGGCGUGGAUGGGCCAGAGGAGAGCGCCCCCGCCGCAAGCGCCGCGCAGCCUGACAUCGCGGGACGUUGCGGGGAGCUGACGAAGGAGGACCAGGACGAGCAGACCGCCAUUUUCAAGAGCCUCGACAGGGCGCGCCACGGCGCCUCCGUGGACUUGUGCUCGCCUCCGCCAGUGAAGAGGGCGAGAAGGCUCACGGUGGGGCGCGGAGGUCCGCUGUCGGGAGUGGACGCCGCGAAGCAAGAGGCGGCAUUCGCCUCCAUCGGCGAUCAGGCCUCGGAGCCGGCGGCGGCGCCCCCCGGCGAUGCCCAGUGA
This is a messenger RNA of Prorocentrum cordatum, 2449 nucleotides long. The record is from the annotation of a GenBank genome assembly. Lineage: Eukaryota; Dinophyceae; Prorocentrales; Prorocentraceae.